Messenger RNA from Prunus avium (sweet cherry), 2009 nucleotides. It is a transcript of the gene LTA2, whose product is annotated as 2-oxoacid dehydrogenases acyltransferase family protein. Gene Ontology annotation, cellular component: chloroplast thylakoid; pyruvate dehydrogenase complex; chloroplast envelope. Lineage: Eukaryota; Viridiplantae; Streptophyta; Magnoliopsida; Rosales; Rosaceae. Gene Ontology annotation, molecular function: dihydrolipoyllysine-residue acetyltransferase activity. The record is from RefSeq and is a predicted model, not a curated record. Gene Ontology annotation, biological process: pyruvate decarboxylation to acetyl-CoA.
UAAGGAAGAGUGGGAAUGGCCAAGUGCCAGGCGAAUGGCGAUGUAAACAAUUUAAACAGAGUUGAGGGUAGCUCAAAGCCUCCAACCAACUCCUCCUCGUCUUCUCCGCCCACUUUCUUCAUCACCUUAACAUUCUUCUUCUUUUAAAUCACACUCACACAGACACCCCCCAAUCCCUUCUUUCUCUCUAUCUCCUCCAAUUCUCCGAAAUCCAGAAUGGCGUCUUCUCCAUUUCUAUCGAAGACCACCAUUUCCUUCUCCUCCUCCAUCUCCACUUCUCUUCCCUGGCGGUCCUCACACUCUUCCCCUUCCUUCUCCACCGCAUUUCGCACUAAACCCCGUCGGAGAACCCUGACCGUCCAAUCCAAGAUCAGGGAGAUCUUCAUGCCUGCCCUCAGCUCCACCAUGACCGAGGGAAAGAUCGUCUCCUGGGUCAAAUCCGAAGGCGACGUCCUCUCCAAAGGCGAGAGCGUCGUCGUCGUCGAGUCCGACAAGGCCGACAUGGACGUCGAGACCUUCUACGACGGAAUUCUCGCCGCCAUCGUCGUCGGCGAGGGCGAGACCGCCCCUGUCGGAGCCGCCAUCGGACUACUGGCCGAGACCGAAGAGGAAGUCCCCGAGGCUAAAGCCAAAGCCAAAUCCGCUUCAUCAGAUUCCCCCGCUUCUUCUUCCCCGGCUGCUGAAGCUGUUACGCCCACUCCUCCUCCUGCUACUUCCACUCCCGCUCCAGCAAUCGCCCAGCCUUCUCCACCUGCUACUUACACUCCCAAAAAGACUGUGGCCACGCCUUUUGCCAAAAAGCUAGCCAAGCAACACAAGGUGGACAUUGCCUCCGUGGUGGGCUCCGGCCCAUUUGGCCGAAUUACACCUGCUGAUGUGGAGGCCGCCGCCGGAAUUGCCCAGCCCAAGAAAACCGUCGCCGCCGAGCCCACUCCCGUGUCCGCUGCUCCACCCAAGCCUUCUGCUGCUCCUUCGGCUUCAUCAGCGCCUCUGCUUCCUGGCUCAACGGUGGUUCCCUUCACAACGAUGCAGGCCGCCGUUUCGAAGAACAUGUUGGAGAGUCUCUCGGUGCCAACAUUCCGCGUUGGUUAUCCAAUCAGCACCGACGCGCUCGAUGCCCUCUACGAGAAGGUGAAGCCAAAGGGUGUGACCAUGACUGCAUUGUUGGCCAAGGCUGCUGCUCUGGCACUCGCUCAGCACCCGGUUGUAAAUGCCAGCUGCAAAGACGGAAAGAGCUUCACGUAUAAUAGUAGCAUAAACAUCGCCGUUGCUGUGGCAAUCAACGGUGGCCUUAUAACCCCUGUUCUUCAGGAUGCCGAUAAGUUGGAUUUGUAUUUGUUAUCCCAGAAAUGGAAAGAGCUAGUGGAGAAGGCCCGUGCUAAGCAACUUCAGCCCCAUGAGUACAGUUCAGGAACUUUCACUUUGUCCAAUUUGGGCAUGUUUGGAGUGGACAGAUUUGAUGCUAUUCUUCCUCCAGGACAGGGGGCUAUCAUGGCUGUUGGAGCUUCAAAGCCAACUGUUGUGGCUGAUGCAGAUGGGUUCUUCAGUGUAAAAAGUAAAAUGCUGGUAAAUGUAACAGCUGAUCACCGGAUUGUUUAUGGUGCUGAUUUGGCUGCCUUCCUCAAGACAUUUGCAAAGAUUGUUGAGAACCCAGAGAGCCUCACAUUGUAGUUGGUGUUUCAGGACUCCCAAGGAUAAAAUGUUUUUGACCCUAAGCCUCUAAUUUUCAUCAGUGAAAAAAGGAUGACGUCUCUUUCGAACGGGGUGCCCAACUAAGGAACACGCUUUUGCAGUAAUUUCUAGCAUUUUCUGCUUGUGUUGUACUUCAUUUUGUUUUGAACUCCUUUAAGAAAUUGCAAUGCUUUGUUAGUCACUGUUGAGAAGAUUUUGAAACUGGGAAACAGCAACUUUUGAAAUUUUUUGAUAAGAACAAUGCUUGGUGGGAAAGUUCAAAACCCAAUGGCUGUGUAAUAAUAUCAUCUAUGACAGGCAUAGAAUCUAUACAUGAA